Molecule: messenger RNA, 705 nt
Organism: Zingiber officinale
Lineage: Eukaryota; Viridiplantae; Streptophyta; Magnoliopsida; Zingiberales; Zingiberaceae
Product: myosin tail region-interacting protein MTI1-like
Exons: 2
Coding region: 1-705 (234 amino acids)
Source: RefSeq, a predicted model, not a curated record
AUGAGACGAGGUGCACGUGCUUCCGCGUCAAGACGUGGUGCAUCUACACAUGCUCGUACACCGAGAUGUGGUGUUGGACGGUCACUUACGAGGACCCUGGAAUCUCUAGCAACGGAUUUGCCAGAGAUCCCUACUGGAGUUGAGCCUGUCGUCCAGAGGCAAACUCAUGAUACUGCGGAUGUGUCGGGCUCUCAGAUUCUGACAGCUUCGUUAGAGGUGCCCGCCCAUACAGUACAUGCAGUACCUCCUGCGGCAUACUCGACACCAUCGCCACGUGGACCUGCCGUGUACUCGGCACCAGCGACAUCUGCAUUUUCGAUGCCACCAUCUACCGUACCUUCAACUGCAGCCCCCUAUGCUGAUCCUGGAGUGCCACCAGCGGCAUCUGCCCCAGUUUAUGCAGCAGCACCGGGAAUUCCUUUCCCGGUCUAUCCAGUGGUACCACCUGUAGUACCAGCUCCGGUGGUUCCGGUUUCUGGUCACGGAGUUCAGCUCAGUCAGACAGGGACUCAGCGAGGAGGGCACAAAGCCCAAACUUCUCAUCGUCAGCAGAGGACAGUCCCCUCUGCAGCAGCUGCAUUUGGCAUGCUCGGACACGAGUAUCCCAGUGCUCGUAUAGUACCACAGAGCUCUGUUUCGGGACCACAGUAUCUGACUCAAGAGCAGUACCAGUUGCAGCCUCAGCCCCUACUUCAGUACCCAUAA